Plasmodium gonderi is the source of this 390-nucleotide messenger RNA. Its product is annotated as variable surface protein. NCBI's taxonomy places the organism in Eukaryota, Apicomplexa, Aconoidasida, Haemosporida, Plasmodiidae. The record is from RefSeq and is a predicted model, not a curated record. The coding region runs from base 1 to 390 and encodes 129 amino acids. The transcript has 3 exons.
AUGAAUGAAGACUUAUAUAUUAAAAUAGGAAAAUUAUAUAGCGCGUAUGAUUAUUAUGAAACUCUUCUUAUUUCUGCUGAACAUAAUAUAGCUUUUGAAUCAUUAUAUAUUUAUUUUAAUCCAAUUACUGCAAUAUAUAAAGAGCUUUUAGAAACUACACAUAGAGAAAAGGAGAUAUACGGAGAAAUAAUAAAUGUAACGAACGCAAAAAAUAUGAAAAAUUUCAUUCCUAUUGUAACGACAGCAUUUAUUACCAUAAUAAUAUUAAUAAUCUCAUUUUAUCUAUAUAUGUUUACGCCAUAUGGAAUGCAUAUUCUCCAUCUUAUUAGAAGAAUAAAAAAAAAUAUUGAGGAAUAUGGAUACCAAGAUACAUCAAUUUCAAAUGCAUGA